Jatropha curcas is the source of this 3301-nucleotide messenger RNA. Its product is annotated as Pentatricopeptide repeat (PPR) superfamily protein. The record is from RefSeq and is a predicted model, not a curated record. Gene Ontology annotation, molecular function: protein binding. NCBI's taxonomy places the organism in Eukaryota, Viridiplantae, Streptophyta, Magnoliopsida, Malpighiales, Euphorbiaceae.
UGCUUUUGCUUCCUCUCCCCGCCCCCUCCCUCUCUACUACUCGCACAUCCUGGGAAACGGGUCGCACGAGUUUCAAUCCUUAAACCCUACUUGCUAUGUAACUCAUAGCAUUCGGAAUAUUGCUUGUCCGGCGUGGAAAUUUCCGAGGUUUUAAUUGCAGCGGCUUGGGAUCAAUGGUUUUGAAUUCAACCCAAAACCUGCAAAAUCUACGCGUCCCAGUAAAAUAUGUGGGCUUCUUCAAUAACGACUUGUUGCUUUAGAGUUAAGUGAUGGCGUGGGGUUGCCGAUGACCCUCUUAUUAUUCAAGAUCCGACCUUUCAGGGUUCGAGCCUCCAGGAUUGCCAUUGCCCAUUUUCACAUUCAAUCUCAAGGAGGAUUUCGCUUAUUUCCUGAUAGAGCGGCAAUAACAAAUCAAGAGGCUUGGUUUGUUAAAGUUGUAGCUACACUUUUUGUCCGUUCGCAUUGUUUAGAUGCUUGUUUGGGUUAUUUGUGUGGAAAAUUGACACCUUUGAUAGCAUUUGAGGUAAUUAAACGGUUUAAUAAUCCAAAAGUCGGUUUAAAUUUCUUGGAGUUCAGUAGAUUGAAUUUGAGUGUCACUCAUUCUUUUUCAACUUAUAGUCUGCUUAUGAGAUCCUUAUGCCAAAUGGGUUUCCAUGAUUUGGUGAAAGUUGUGUUUGAUCAUAUGAAGAGUGAUGGGUAUUUGCCUGAUAGUACACUUUUAAGAUUUUUGUUAACUUCAUUUGUGCAAGCAGGUAAGUUUAAUCUUGCUAAGAAACUGCUUGCUGAAAUUCAGUCUCAGGAGGUUAGGAUUAGUUCAUUUGUGUAUAAUAAUUUGUUGAAUGAGUUGGUUAGACGGAAUCAGGUACAUGAAGCUCUUUGCUUGUUUGAAGAACACUUGGCAUCGCAUUCUCCUGCAGAUACUUGGACCUUCAAUAUUCUUAUUCGAGGUCUCUGCAGGGUAGGUGAAGUUGAUAGAGCUUUUGAAUUUUUUAAUGAUAUGGAGAGUUUUGGUUGUUUACCUGAUAUUGUUACUUAUAACACACUCAUAAAUGGAUUGUGUAGGGUUAAUGAGUUAGAUAGAGGGCACAAAUUAUUGAAGGAAGUUCAGUCUAGAAAUGAUUGCUCACCAGAUGUAGUGACAUAUACGUCUGUUAUAUCUGGGUUUUGCAAGCCGGGUAAGAUGGAGGAAGCCUCUGUUCUUUUUGAUGAGAUGAUUAGGUCUGGGAUUAAGCCCAAUGUAUUCACUUUUAAUGUUCUUAUUGAUGGGUUUGGCAAGAUUGGUGACAUGGAUGCAGCAGAAGCCGUGCGUGAAAAGAUGGUUUCUUUUGGUUGUCUACCAGAUGUAGUUACCUUCACUUCCUUGAUUGAUGGGUACUGUCGAAGUGGGCAGGUUUACCUGGGUUUGAAGAUUUGGGAUGCAAUGAAAGCAAUGGGUGUACCUCCAAAUGUUUAUACUUACGCCAUUCUUAUUAAUGCUCUGUGCAAGGAGAACAGACUUCAUGAAGCUCGUGAUUUUUUGAGGCAGUUGAAGUUUAGCAAUGUUGUUCCAAAACCGUUUGUUUACAACCCUGUGAUUGAUGGAUUUUGCAAGGCUGGGAAUGUGGAUGAGGCAAAUUUAAUUGUUAUGGAAAUGGAGGAAAAGAGAUGCAAUCCUGAUAAAAUAACAUUCAAUAUUCUCAUUAUUGGGCAUUGUAUGAAAGGAAGAAUGAAUGAAGCUAUUGAUAUUUUCAGUAAGAUGGUAGCAAUUGGUUGUGCUCCAGAUAGCAUUACUAUUAAUUCAUUGGUAUCUUGCCUUCUGAAGGCUGGGAUGCCCAGCGUAGCCUUUCGUAUUAUGCAAACAUCAUCAGAGGAUAUCUCCAGUUUGUCAUCUUUUAGAAAUGCUAUUCCUUUAAGAUUGAAGACAGACAUCCCGGUUGCUGCUUGAAAGAAGGGUUGCCGUACGAUUUGAAUAGUCAUUGGACCCAUCAAUCAGAUAAACUCCAGCCUCUUAUGCACCUCCAAGUUUUAUCCCAACUACCAAACAGUUUCAGUCUGUAAGUAGCUUGUUCUUCUUGAAUUUAAGUGAGAUCAACAAUGUCAAUUUUGCGCUUUAGCUUAGCAUACUUCAUAAACAGACCGGUGCUGGUGCUGUUGAUUUGUAUGUAUUUAUCAUUCCUUCUGCAAGUUACUUCAAGUAUUCAGUGCUCAAUUCUGAAUCAAGUCUGUGUGGUCUUGGAUAUUUUUUCUUGCUCUUCACAAAGUUCACCAAAUAAGUAUCUCCAAUUGUGCUGGUAAAUUUCUUACUAUAUCUGCAUUCCUGAGGUCAAAUAACAUGUUGAUGUCUCAUGGGGCCUACUGUUUGAAUCAGCUGGUUGUUGUAAGGGUAUUGUUUUAGUACAUCAAUAAUCCUAAUGGAAAAUGACCCUAAUAUCUUACACAUUGUGAUCUUGAUGCAUAAGAUACUAGAAAUGAGAAUCAGCGAAAAGGGGGUGAAGAAAUAGAUAUAUUAGAGUCUUAUAGGAAAAGGAAAGGAAAAACAAAAGAAAAAGGAGCACGGCCAGGAAAAUCACAUUCUUUCUAGGGUGCAUGUGGUGCAAAUAUCUCUCAAAAUAUCCAAAAAUCUUCACUCCUGUACUGCAAAUGAACAGAGUUGAAGGAGCACACCUUCUACAGUGUCCAAUCCAUUAUUAUUGUUGGAACAUUGACCUUGCAGGACUUAAUGGAAGUUUAGAACCUGCUACUGUCAGCAUCAAGACUUGCUCAUUGCAGAACUAACAUUAGAAUUAGGCUUUUGAUGGCAGCAGCUAGUCCAAGUUGAGCCAUAAGAAGAAGCAGCAGUGGCAACUUAUUCUCACCUUGGACAGGAUGCUAAAGUGUCCAAAAAUUUUCAUGUUGACCAUACCAUGACUUUUUGCUUUUUGGUGCUACAAGCAGCUGCAAGAGUGCAGGGGUCGGCUCUGGGGACCACUUCUUUCAUCAUUUGUCGCUAGUUCCUGAUAAUGAAGGAAACGAUGGGAUGUGAGUUUCAGAAGACAGUAAUUCCAAAUUAAAUGCCAUGGAAAGAGAAAGAUAAUGGUAUCUUCUGGUGGUUGCGAUGAUUGGGGGACCCUGAUGGGUUUGAGAGCUUGACAUUGACAUGGACAUGUAAUUUAAUUUUUCUGUUGUUCACGUGAAGUUAGAUCCAUCAUAUUUCAGAAUCUUGGAAAAAAAAAAAAAAAAAGAGAACCAAUUCUCUGAUUUAAAGAUGUGAGGUGGCAGAUUCUGCUCUAGUUUUUUCUUCUAAUCUUGCACUUGAAUAUUUCAUCUGUUGCAAAAAGCUCAA